Molecule: messenger RNA, 2883 nt
Organism: Cotesia congregata
Lineage: Eukaryota; Metazoa; Arthropoda; Insecta; Hymenoptera; Braconidae
Source: the annotation of a GenBank genome assembly
AUGGUUUCCGGGGCAAGGGAGAUAAUGAGAUUUGAAGAGAUGGAAGGUGAAUUAUCGGGACCAGCUCACCCGAUUCCCAAUGAAUCAUUAGACUGCGGGUGUGCUCAAUUGCCGUGUCCGAAAAUGGCCAAAUAUGCAACGAGAAAACUGUACGUGGGAAUUAUGUGCUGGAUCGGAGUAAUUCAGGCCGCUGGUCAAGCUUAUUUCUCUCUUACUGGUUCCACUGUCGCAAGAAGGUUCAACUUUCCUCUAAAUUCUAUUGAAUGGAUAACGUUGAUUAGUGAUGGGAUUGCUCCAUUUCUUCUGGCACUUCCUAUCGCUUACUGGGGCGACCGGAUCCACAGAGCAGCUUGGACAGGAGCUUUAGUGUUAAUCCAAAGUGUCGGGUUUUUCUUUAUUAUUAUUCCGCAUUUUAGUCAUCUUUCUCCGCGAGUUGUUGAAGAAACAACCAAUAUUACGCAUUUGUCACUUUAUUCAGAAGACAAUCCAGAGCUUUGUUCAGCAUCAGGACUCGCUCGAGUGUUUGUAGAAGAAGAGGGAAUUUGUUACUUCACUUUUACAGUUGUUAUUAUUUUCCAAAUAGUCAAUUGUAUGGGAAAUAUUGCGUACUUAGCACUUGGAAUUUCUUAUUUGGAUGACAACACUCGAAAAAGACACGUCGCCGUGCCUUUAGGAUUCCUUAUAGCUGUGAAAAUAGUAGGAACUCUUUUGGGAUAUCUGGUUGCUUGGGGAUGUCUUAGGAUAGACGCUAAUGAUCUGAGCCUUGGAAUCGAGUCUUAUCGUGAGCAAUUCGGUGCUUGGUGGCUCGGAUGGCCGAUUUUUAUGAUUCUUCUCGCUAUUCCUGGAGUUGUUCUUGCAUUAUUGCCACGGAGACUUCCUUCAGAGGUCGUCGAACAAGCAGCAGCUUCAAUUUUGGACAUUGCUGGACGCACGAGCCCUCUUACCGAAUCAACGGUAUCUGGAGACACUAAAAAAUUCGGUGACACCGACUUCUUUUCGUCAUUAAAAAGACUUUUCACCAACAAAAUCUAUCUGUGCAAUAUCUUCGCCAGUGUUUUAAUCAUUUGCGCGAUUGUAAACUUUGUACACUAUGAAGACUUAUUUUUAGAAUCGCGAUUUUGGCUCCCGCAGCCCUCAGGAGUACUUCUAGGAUUUCGGGAUCCGUUUACUUCGCGAAUUGUUGCGAGUAUUUUACGCCCGAUUGUUAUUGGAGUAGUUAUUAUUUGUUCUGGGUUUAUAAUUGCUAAGGUUCGCCCGCGAGCCAAGUGGUUAGUUUGCUACAAUAUUACAAUUGUAAUGAUUGCAGCAAUUAUUAUAUUUUCUUUAGCUUUUGUUGAUUGUAAGAAGCCGCCGAUUUCUGGAUCCCGCUCCGAUGGAUCGAUAUCUUUGCUGGAGUACUGCAACAAAAACUGUCGAUGCUCGAAGGACGCAAGCUUCAAGCCGAUCUGCGAUACCAGAAGCAAGAAAAUUUUCUACACUUCUUGUCAUGCUGGAUGUACAGGCGUUGAUACCUCGAGUGAGGUAAAAAAAUUCACCGGCUGCACUUGUAUAAACUCACCACUAGUACCUUACAAUAAUUCAGAAGUUAUUGAUGGCCUUUGCGACCCUUCAGUUUGCCAAAUCGGAUGGAUAGUUUUUGAGGUAAGCACAAUUUUGGCCUACACUCUCUUAUCAUCAGGAGUGAUAUCGAGUAUUCUGAUCAGCCUGCGUUCGGUAUUCACCCAGGACAAAGCUCUUGCAAUAGGACUGUGGAUAACUUUGGCAGCAUUUAUUACUUACAUACCCGGCAAAAUGUUCUACUGGCAAAUAACCGAUUGGACGUGUAUUCACCGCGGGGAUUCCCAAUUGUGUCACUUGCAGAGCUCUAAUCUCGGGUCGUAUUUAUCAUUCGCGACAUCAUUUUUACUGGUACUUGCGGUAGCAUUGGAUGUGUUAACUUACUUUUUCAGCUUUAAAUUAAGAAUUUAUCGUGAGAUGGAAUUAGAACCUCAUGACGUAGCUGAAAAUUCAUCACAGACACAACCUAUCCCACUUGAGUCACUUUCUAAACCAGAUGAUUCUGGUUCCGCGGCAAUUGGUUCUGGUUCUGGUGCGGCGACAUCAAGUGACGGUGGAGCAGCUGAUGCCGAGCCAAGCAUUCGUGCAACAAACCAUCACAAUUCAUCUGACAUUAUUGAAGUCACCAAUUCCGGGUUGAUUCAUAAAGCCAAUGGCCCUUUGAAGUAUGGACCCGUCGGCCCUGGAGAUUCCGACCAGUAUCAAGACCAAAACGAGGACCACGAUAGUGACCAUGAAUUUCGAAACAAACGGGCCCCAAUUUCAUUGACUACCAAUUCUUAUCGGCGUCUAGGACUGAAUUCGGACAAUGAUACCAGCGAUUCAAGUCGCGGAUCGGUCAAACGCUUCAGUGUCCACCAAGCAGCUGUAGAAACUCCGCUUACCAAGGAAGACCUUAAAAUGCAACAAAAUCCAGUGCUCGCUGGAUUUUCGCGCACUGACGAUAUAAAAUUCGUAAAAGUCGAGGACCACCGAAAAACCGGAGAUUUUAAUGAAGUUGGGAUUCCGAUUGUUCAGUAUCCACUGACCUCGCCAAAUUCCCGAAGCAUAGGGUCUAUUCUGAUCUCUCCGGAAAUGACGGAGCACGCGAGGAGAUUUAGGUCUAAAAACAAUCGGCCCAGAUUCCGGGAUGGUGAAACUGGCAGAAGUGGAGAAAGAAACAGGCCUUCAUCUUCUCAUCACACUUCUUCUGGGUUCGAAAGCUCGGUAUCAGAUCGACCCAAUGAUUCUAAAGCUGCUGAUGUCAGAAGAAUUUCAAAGUCUACUUCUAAUCUCGGUCAGCCAGCUUCUAAACCAAAACUCUACGGGUACACCACUGCCUUGUAA